CAGGGCGAUUGGAUGUCAACGCUACUUGUCAGGGUCACUCUUUCAGAUUUAAAGGCGUCAUGUUUCCUGACGUAGCGGACAUAGCUUAGACCAAAGCUACAAAUAACAUUCAGAUUUUUAUUAAGGUUGGCAAAUACUGUGUAUCCCGAUGUCAGAUACUUCUGGCGUUAUUCCUAACAUGCCUAUUAGUUCACACCAGUCAUCUGGUGCUAAGUCUACUGCAGCAAAGCGAAAAGAAAUCUAUAGGUACAAUGCUCCAUGGUGUAUUUUUAGUAUGAAUUGGUCUGUCAGACCAGACAGACGCUUUCGUUUGGCUGUGGGUAGCUUUAUUGAGGAGUACAAUAACAAAGUACAAGUUAUCUAUUUGGAUGAUGAACAAGGCGAAUUUGUCGUACAGAGUACAUUUGCUCAUCAUUACCCAACAUCAAAGAUUAUGUGGAUUCCUGACACAAAGUGUAUCUUUCCUGAUUUGCUUGCAACAAGUGGAGAUUACCUUCGUGUUUGGAGAAUAAAUGAUGAUUUUGAAGUCAAGAAUGAAUGCUUAUUGAAUAACAACAAAAAUUCAGAUUAUUGUGCUCCACUGACUUCUUUUGAUUGGAAUGAAGUAGAUCCAAAUAUUAUUGGUACUUCUAGCAUUGACACUACUUGCACAAUAUGGGCCCUUGAAACGCAACAGGUGAUUGGGCAUGCAAAUGUUGUCAGUGGACGCGUGGAAUCACAGCUAAUUGCUCAUGAUAAAGAAGUGUACGACAUAGCUUUUAGUCGUGCUGGAGGUGGAAGAGAUGUUUUCGCCAGUGUUGGUGCGGAUGGAUCCGUACGUAUGUUCGAUCUUCGACAUUUAGAACAUUCUAACAUUGUCUAUGAAGAUUCAAAUCAUUGCCCACUUUUGCGUCUAGCUUGGAACAAACAAGAUGCUAACUAUCUCGCAACAUUUGCAAUGGACUCUGUAGAAAUAAUUAUUUUGGACUUACGAGUCCCAUGCACCCCAGUUGCCCGUCUAAACAAUCAUAGGGCAUUUGUAAAUGGAUUGGCAUGGGCACCUCACUCAAGUUGUCAUUUAUGCACAGCAUCUGAGGAUUGUCAAGCUCUUAUCUGGGAUAUCCAAUCAAUGCCAAGAGCGAUAGAAGAUCCUAUAUUAGCGUAUACAGCUGCUGGUGAAAUAAAUCAAAUUCAAUGGUCAUCAACACAACCAGACUGGAUAGCUAUUUGUUAUAAUAAUUCAUUGGAAAUUUUACGAGUUUAAUAUUCCUUUCUUAUUUAAUUGUUUGAUCUGCACACUUAAAUAUUUGCACAUAAAUACUUCCCAAUUAAUAACUUGUCUUAUCCCAAGAAGAAUGGAAAAAUAGUGACCCAGGAUAAAUAGUUAAAUAAGAAAAGUACAAGUUGAGACGC
Molecule: messenger RNA, 1392 nt
Organism: Heterobilharzia americana
Lineage: Eukaryota; Metazoa; Platyhelminthes; Trematoda; Strigeidida; Schistosomatidae
Source: the annotation of a GenBank genome assembly